This is a messenger RNA of Peronospora matthiolae, 909 nucleotides long. The record is from the annotation of a GenBank genome assembly. NCBI's taxonomy places the organism in Eukaryota, Oomycota, Peronosporomycetes, Peronosporales, Peronosporaceae.
AUGACCGAAUGCCGAGUCACGUAUCGAACGGCCUUUGAUCGUGAACUGCGAGCGUUUGUGGUGAAACAGCUGGUCAAGUAUUUGCUGUUGAUACGUGGCCAAGUACCGUGUUUGUAUGACGAGCUGCCGAAGUUUGUCGAGCGUUUUCGACUGGAGGAACAGAUGGGUCCAUUGAAUGGAAAAAGGCUGCCGCUUCGUGAAGGGCUCAAGAAGGCAGUCAAGUGUGUGGAGGCAGCUGAGCAGUUGUUUCAAGUCCACUUGGAUGCUAUUUUUGCACUGCAAGUUAAGAGAGUGGCGCUCGUGUUUGGAUCGUCAACAAUCAGUCCGCGCGAGGUCUUCAUUGUCGAAUUUAAAGAUGUGAAGGAUGCAGAAGUGUUGCUGUCUGGUGCUGUUCCCUCGCCAGCGCGCAGUGGCCUGACAGAUGACUCACUUGAAGACUCAGAGACGAUGGCGGUGCCGUCACGCGUGAUGACCAGAGAAAAAUUGAUGCACUUGUGUGCGCAAAAAUGCAUGCGUGCAUUGUUUGUGCAUUCUAUGCAGCAUUUUUCGAGAGCCUUACCGGCAACAAAGUUGCAUGUUGCAGUGCUAGCGGAUCGACAAGCCGCGCGUGUUGCAGGGUUUAUUCCGAAGCAGCAUUUCAAGCUUCGACUUCCGAAAGAUAAGCGUGGAGUGAGAACGCACUAUGUGACGAUAUGCAGUAAGCUCGCUUGCAAGAAAGACUCGCAGCAGCUGGAUGCAGUGGAAAGCACGUACAACAAUACGAGCAAACCAAGUGGACGUGCUGGUGAGGUGGAACCCAUGAGCAUUCACAAACCUGCGAACACCAACGAGUCAGACAUGCUCUGGCACGUCCUCGAACUGCCGAUUCCAGGCUUUUCGGAGGUCAUCAAUACUCGUGAAGGCCAAUAG